Molecule: messenger RNA, 2633 nt
Organism: Ilex paraguariensis (yerba mate)
Lineage: Eukaryota; Viridiplantae; Streptophyta; Magnoliopsida; Aquifoliales; Aquifoliaceae
Source: the annotation of a GenBank genome assembly
CUCUCCUUUUAGAAUCGUCCCACGAGUCUUCCCAUUGGAUUCUUUGUAUUGUGGGUGGACUACUAAAACUGUAUCAAAAUUCUUCCGUAUCAGAUUCAGUGGUAGAACUAUGAUCCAUGUGUUAGUAUUAUCAAUUUCAUUCAAGUAGACAUUUGGUUCAAUAACAUCUUCCUGAAACUGCAUCACUAGCGUCCAUUUGGCAGGAAUGCGUUCGGCGGAACGGGCCUGGAUAUAUCUUUGUAGUUAUGCUACAACCAACCACGCGCGCCUGCAUCUUCCUUCGAACCUUCAGUGCCGGCAACAGUGCAUCUGCCUCAGUCGCCUCGAAAUCAAGUGAUAUUCUUGAAAAGGUGCGCGCACUAUGCACUCGCGGCUACCUCGAAGAUGCACUCUCUCUCUUCUACGCUCUCAAUGCCCCUCACGCCCAGGAGUCCAAACAAACCUAUGCCACUCUCUUUCACACAUGUGCCAACCACAACUGCCUUCAACAAGGCCAAGCCCUACACCGCCACAUGCUCACUCACAAUCCCAACAACUCUUUGGACCUCUAUGUGACGAACCACCUAAUCAAUAUGUAUGCCAAAUGUGGUUACAUAGACUUUGCCUGUCGACUGUUCGAUGACAUGCCUCAUAGAAAUAUUGUUUCUUGGACUGCCAUCAUUUCUGGCUAUGCCCAGCUUGGCAAAGCUGACCACUGUUUCACUAUCUUCUCUAACAUGUUAGCUGAUUGCCUUCCCACCGAGUUUGCAUACACAAGUGUGCUUUCUUGUUGUGAACGUGAACAUGGCCGGCAAGUACAUGCGCUUGCCAUGAAAACCUCUUUCUAUGCUUAUGUUUACGUAGCAAAUGCUCUCAUUACCAUGUAUUCAAAGAGCUGUGAAUAUGGUAUUUAUAAUGACAAUAAUAAUGAUGAUGAUAUAGAUGAGGCUUGGAACGUGUUCAAGUCCAUGGAGUUUCGCAAUCUUAUCAGCUGGAAUUCAAUGAUUGCCGGGUUUCAAAUUCGUGGACUAAGUUUACAAGCUGUGAAUAUUUUUACCCUGAUGCGCUGUGAUGAUAUUGGUUUUGAUCGUGCAACGCUUCUUGGUGUCCUUUCUUCCUUGCCAAGAAGCAAUGACAAUAAUGGCUUAUCAACUUUUAAGUGUUGUUUUCAGUUGCACUGUCUCUGUGUCAAAACGGGGUUCAUAUCGGAUAUUGGGGUGGCGACUGCCUUAGUGAAAUGUUACUCUAAUCAUGGAGGGAAGACUGCUGAUUGCUAUAAUAUUUUUCUGGAAACAAGUGGACGCCGUGAUCUUGUUUCAUGGACUGUGAUCAUGGAAACAUAUGCAAGGUGGGGCUCAGAGAAAGCCCUUUUCCUUUUCAGUCAGUUGCGUCAAGAGGGCUUACAUCCGGACUGUUAUACAUUCUCUAUUCUACUAAAAGCUUGUGCCGGCCUUGUGACUGAGCAGCAUGCCUUGGUUGUCCAUGCACAAGUAAUGAGAACUGGUUUUGCGGAUGAUACUGUGCUUUCAAAUGCCUUAAUCCAUGCCUAUGCGAGGUGUGGCUCAAUUGCCUUGUCCAAACAAGUUUUCAACGAAAUGCAGUUUCGGGACACGGUUUCUUGGAAUUCAAUGUUGAAGGCUUAUGCCUUGCAUGGGCAAGCCAAUGAGGCAUUGCAGUUGUUUGCACAAAUGAAUGUUCAACCUGAUGCCACCACUUUUGUUGCCCUCCUUUCAACUUGCAGCCAUUCUGGAAUGGUGGAAGAAGGAUGGAGAAUAUUCAAUGCAAUGUUUGAAAAUUAUAGGAUCAUUCCUCAACUUGAUCAUUUUGCCUGCAUGGUUGAUAUUCUUGGGCGAGCAGGGAAAAUCCUUCAGGCUCAGAAUCUUAUCAGCAAAAUGCCAAUGGAACCGGAUUCUGUUGUGUGGAGUGCUUUGCUUGCAGCGUGUAGGAAACACGGUGAAACCCAGUUAGCCAACUUAGCUUCAGCGAGGCUAAAGGAGUUGGAUCCAAAGAAUUCAUUAGGGUAUGUAUUAAUGUCAAACAUAUACUGCUCAGCUGGUAGUUUUAGUGAAGCGGGUCUUAAACGGAAGGAAAUGGAAGGGCUUGGUGUUAGGAAAGAACCUGGUCUAAGCUGGACUGAAGUUGGGAGUCGGGUGCAUGAGUUUGCCUCUGGAGGCCAACGACACCCGCAGGGAGAGGCCAUACGUGCCAAUCUUGAAGAGUUAGUUGGGCAGUUAAAAGGUUUGGGUUACGUACCCCAAACAGGCCUGGCCUUGCAUGACGUUGAAGAGGAGCACAAGGAGGAGCAGUUGUAUUACCAUAGUGAGAAACUGGCUUUGGUGUUUGCUUUGAUGAAUCAAGGUAGUUUGUAUUGCAGUGGGAAUGUUAUUAAAAUAAUGAAGAACAUCCGUAUUUGUGUGGACUGUCAUAACUUCAUGAAAUUUGCAUCAGAGCUAAUUCAAAGGGAGAUUGUUUUGAGAGAUUCGAAUCGAUUCCAUCAUUUUAAUGGAACGGUGGAGUCUGGUUACAGAUUGCGUACAACAAAGGAGAAGCAGGACAUGAUUACCAUGGAAAACACCAUGUCAGGGGACUCUAUGGAGGAUUUGGCGUUGAAGCAGCAAUUGGAGUUUUACAUGGAUAGGGUUCUGAACUGCUAG